UUUCUUUCUUUUUUCUUUCUUUUUUUCUCUCUCAUCCAUUCUCCUACUCCUCUCUCUCGUUGUGACUUUGCUAAUAUUAAAAAACUUAUAACCAUUCUAGAACUUUGUCAACAUUAAAAUACACGGCACCAGGAUGUCUGAAUAUAACACUUCAGCGGACCAAGAGUUCAGAGCUCUCAUUAGACAUAUGUAUAACUACCUUAGGGCCUGUUAUCAUUUGUCCUUUACUGAUGCGACUCUGGACAAAAAACCACGCUCUCUCAUUCGAACUACUUCAAUUUUGGAAAACCAGGUUAAACCAGCCCUACCAUGUAAGCCUACCAAUGACCUUAUUAAAGGUAACGCGCAAAACUGGCUGGGCAUUAGCCUUCAAAUCCUACAGAAUCAUUAUCUGGAUAUCCAAGAAAAUAGUCAAAUUUACAUCCUAACGGCUUCCCUUGACCGUUGGGAGGAAGCAUGGUCUAUCGCCACAAAGUGGAUUAAGAAACGCUAUAAAACAAUUGAACAAUUGACCAUAUCAGAAGCGGGUUCCCACAUCACUGAGAUAAUCACCCAUCACCUUAACACGAGUCUGGGGACCCCCAGUACACGUGACGUUCUGACCACAUCUUCACAUUCAAAGACAGGAGCACCUGUCCCCUCAUCAAAGGAUAUGGCCUACACGGACCCACAAGAAGGCACUAGCCACUUGUUUAACACAACUAACACACACAGACCCACAGUACCUCCCCUCCUUAACAGGGAUCAGGUCUCUCCCACUACCUCUAUUACAACCACACCACCUCCUGACAAAAAGGCGUCAUUACAGCCCUUGGAGUCUCUUUCGACGCUCCCCUUUGCGAUUGAAAAACCACCAUUACCUCCCCGUACACCUAAACUAAAGAUUACUCUCGCUUCUCCUAUAUCAAAACACACCACAAUCUUCCAACUGCCGGACACACCCACACCACCUACUACAGUGAUCCCUGAGACACAAACCCCACCCGAGGACAAGUCUGACCCCUCCCAAACUGAUUCUCCCCCUUUAACCCUGGGAAGUGAUUUCACUCCCUUGACACCACUAGCCAAAACAUCUACGCCUUUAACAGGGGGCACUGAGCAAACUUCACCCCUAGACCUCUCCAAAGAUUCUCCUAUCCUCACCACAGCAGCGGGUUUGAGUAUUCCUAUGCUGUCGCUAUUCAAAUUCCACACUCAACCAGAUCUAAUCCACUGGACUCCUGCCACAGGACUAGAAAUGUCUCUGCACUGGAAGUAUGCUUUAAACUAA
Molecule: messenger RNA, 1270 nt
Organism: Engraulis encrasicolus (European anchovy)
Lineage: Eukaryota; Metazoa; Chordata; Actinopteri; Clupeiformes; Engraulidae
Product: mucin-2-like
Exons: 2
Coding region: 134-1270 (378 amino acids)
Source: RefSeq, a predicted model, not a curated record